AUGGCAACUGACGAUAAAACUACACUCAAAGGCGAAGAUAUUUCACCUGAAAAAGAUGGAGGUGUUCUCAAAGAAAUAAUUAAAGAAGGUCAUGGUGAUGAACAACCAUCGGUAAAUGAUAAAGUUUCUGUACAUUAUGUUGGUACAUUAUUGGAUGGAACUACAUUUGAUAGUAGUCGAGAUCGUAAUCAAAAAUUUGAAUUUAAUCUUGGCAAAAGUGAAGUUAUUAAAGCAUGGGAUAUUGGUGUCGCAACAAUGAAACGUGGAGAAGUAUGUCGAUUAACAUGUAAACCAGAAUAUGCCUAUGGUGAAGGUGGUUCUGGUGAUAAAAUCGGACCAAAUGCAACAUUAAUUUUCGAAAUUGAACUUUUUGAUUUCUUUGGUGAAGAUUUAAGUGAAGCUAAAGAUCAAAGUGUUAUCCGACGUACAUUAACAAAAGGUGAAGGAUGGGCUAAACCGAACGAAGGUUCUAGCGUUGAAGUUAAACUUAAGGGUACUCACGACAACAAAGUAUUCGAUGAACGAACAGUAUCAUUUACAGUUGGUGAAGGUUUCAUUCAUAACAUUCCAGAAGGUGUUGAACAUGCAAUUACAAAAAUGACAAAAAAUGAACAUGCUCAAUUAAAAUUAAAAUCAAAAGCAACAACCGGUAUUGAAAAAUUUAACAUUCCACAAAAUACUCCCGUUCAAUAUGAUGUUACAUUACUUAAUUUUGAAAAAGCUAAAGAAUCAUGGUCAAUGAAUGAUGUUGAAAAACUUGAACAAUCAGAAGUUUUAAAAAAACGUGCAGGUGAAUUAUUUAAAGAUGGUCAUUAUCGAGCUGCUAUUAAAAAAUAUACUACAAUUGCUGGUUAUCUUGAAGCUGCCAAUUAUGAAAAUGAAGAUGAUAAAAAGAAAGGAGCUGAUUUUAAAUUAACUGCUCAAUCAAAUAUUGCAUUAUGUCAUUUAAAAUUAAAUGAAUUUGCUGAAUGUAUUCAUGCUUGUGAAAAAGCUUUAGAAUUAGAUUCAAAAAAUGAGAAAUGUUUAUUUCGUCGUGGUCAAUCACAUUUAUCAAUGUCAAAUUAUGAUGAAGCUAUGAAAGAUUUUCAAGAAGUACUUAAAUUAAAUCCAUCAAAUAGUGCAGCUAAACAAUCAAUUCAAACAUGUCGUGAACAAGUAAAAGCUUAUCAACAAAAAGAAAAAGCAUUGUAUGUUAAUAUAUUUGCUAAAAUGGCUAAAGCAAGUGAAAAAGCUGAUGCUCAAACUAAAACUGAUGAAGUUAAAACAGCUGAAGAAAAUAAUAACAAUGAACAAACAACGGCUUCAACUUAA
This is a messenger RNA of Adineta steineri, 1311 nucleotides long. The record is from the annotation of a GenBank genome assembly. NCBI's taxonomy places the organism in Eukaryota, Metazoa, Rotifera, Eurotatoria, Adinetida, Adinetidae.